Messenger RNA from Condylura cristata (star-nosed mole), 1713 nucleotides. It is a transcript of the gene COPS8, whose product is annotated as COP9 signalosome subunit 8. Lineage: Eukaryota; Metazoa; Chordata; Mammalia; Eulipotyphla; Talpidae. Gene Ontology annotation, cellular component: COP9 signalosome. The coding region runs from base 1 to 1713 and encodes 570 amino acids. The record is from RefSeq and is a predicted model, not a curated record. Gene Ontology annotation, biological process: COP9 signalosome assembly; protein deneddylation. The transcript has 15 exons.
AUGACUCACGGCGGGCUAAUGACCUUCUGGGGAAACGAUUUCAUGUCACCAUCAGCGUUUCUCGCUCUGAAGGGAGAUUCCCCUGGAAUCUUCUCCAGCCCCUUGUGGUGCACUGAGGUCAUCGGGGAGGCCCUCAGGGGCCCUGGCCCCACCAGCAAGGAGCGUGCCUGGGGCCCCCCAAACUCGGGGAGGGCGCUCGUGGGCUCCCGCCUCUCCAAGAGAGCCGGCGAUGGGGUGGGGCUUCAGCAUAGGAAUGUGGGCACGGUUCAGUCCGUCCCACUCGCCCACCACACCCCAGGCGCGGAGACCUGUCGGGCGAGUCAGAGCACGGAGCUCAGAUUCCAGGCGGCAGGGCCCCCAGCCCCGCCGGCCCAGCCUGGCCCACACCCGGGCAGCCACGCGCCCGUGAGUGCCCGUGUGGCCGCCGCCAUCCGCGCCGCUCGGCGGUGCGGGGCGGAGAGAGCAGGCAAACUCGACGAGCAUCUGCGGCGGCCCGAGAAUUCCGCAAGUCGCAGCCCUGGCUCUCAGCGCCACGAGCGCCCCAGCUUCGCCCCCGAGGCUGCCCGGCGUGAAUUCGUGUCUGUUCACUCCAGGAGCAUCUGUCCCGCGGCCGCAUCUCGCCUCUUUGUGGCUGCGUGGCACUUCUCAGCGCGGUCCAUCACGGCGUGGACAUGCCACGGCGUCCUGGCCUGCUCACUGCCGCUGCUGGUCCUGCUGGGAGUGGCGCAGCAGUACCGGCUCAGCCGCUGCCUUUGCGCUGGAGGGGGGCCCACCCUGCCCCAGGAUGACCCCUCUUUGGCUGACCGCAUCAGCCAGGACCCUAUUUCCAAACAGGGUCCCAUUCACAGGCUCUUUGUGGACGUAAACUGCACGCGCAUGCUUAACAGCGACAGGCCCCUGGCGGCUCCCCGCUGGGCCCUGGCAGCUCCGCCCUUCCGCUGGUGUCCUCAGGGCAAAGAGACCACUAGUGAAGACAGCAAGAGAGAGUUCGCUUGGGGCGCGGCCUUGCCAGCGGACCCCCAGGCCCCUGGAGGGAUUGCCACACCGCCCGUGUACGGCCAGCUUCUGGCUUUGUAUCUGCUCCACAAUGACAUGAAUAAUGCAAGAUAUCUUUGGAAAAGGAUCCCGCCUGCUAUAAAGUCCGCGAACUCUGAGCUCGGAGGAAUCUGGUCCGUGGGACAGAGAAUCUGGCAGCGGGAUUUCCCCGGCGUCUACACGGCCAUCGGCGCGCACCAGUGGUCCGAGGCGGUGCAGCCCAUCAUGGAAGCGCUCAGAGACGCCACGCGGAGACGCGCCUUCGCCCUGGUGUCGCAGGCCUACACCUCCAUCCUCGCCGACGACUUUGCUGCCUUCGUGGGACUCCCUGUGGAGGAGGCCGUGAAAGGUAUUUUGGAACAAGGAUGGCAAGCAGACUCCACCACCAGGAUGGUGGUGCCCAGGAAGCCAGUUGCAGGGGCCCUGGACGCCUCCUUUAACAGGUUUAUGCCCUCAGCAGUGUCCAAGCUGAGGAAGAACAAUGUAUCCUCGCUGCGAGCCAGGGACAAACUGGCCACGCCUCCGGAGCGCUGGACGGGGCCCGUCCAGCAAGGACAGGGCGUUAGCCCGGCCCGCCGGGAGAGGCGUGAGCGCGGCGGGGGACAGCGAGAGCGCACGGGAGACCAGCGGGCCCAGGGGCCACCUGGGGCUGGCCCCAGCGGCUCCUCGGCCUCCUGA